Messenger RNA from Aspergillus heteromorphus CBS 117.55, 1200 nucleotides. RefSeq lists its product as uncharacterized. The record is from RefSeq and is a predicted model, not a curated record. The transcript has 2 exons. Bases 1 to 1200 code for a protein of 399 amino acids. NCBI's taxonomy places the organism in Eukaryota, Fungi, Ascomycota, Eurotiomycetes, Eurotiales, Aspergillaceae.
AUGUCCCAACAUCAGUCUGACAUUUUUACCACCCUACCAUGGCACAUCCUGGAGGCCAUUCUUGAAAAACUGGAAGACCUUUCGUCUCUCCAUAGCAUAUAUCGAGCAUCACCGGCGGUAUUUUCUCUCCUGCACGAAGAUGGCACCGCACGCCGAAUCAUCCAGAGAAUCAUGGAUUCCAGUAUGCCAGCCGAGACUCGAGUCUUGAUUUGCAAGUUCGCCUGUUUGCGAUGGAACGCCCGUCUUGUGGCCGACAUGGAUUCGUUUAUUGAGCAGUACGUCAACAACGACAAGUAUACCAAUCUACCACGGGAGCUUCCACUGGGAACUCUUUGCGACAUUCUGGCUGCAUCAGCCACCAUCCACUACUUAGCUCACGCCGGUAUUCACGAGAUGAUCGACCGCUGUAUGGCAUUGGAGUUCUUCCACACGAAAAAUGAAGAUCUGAAAUACAUGCGCGGGUUUGGUCGACACCCAACCGGGCCGCGGGAGAGAAUGUACCAGGAAGAUGUAGGUGCACCAUCUGCAGUUGAAGAGCAGAGGGUGAUUCGGGCUCUUUGGUCGGUUUUUCUGACAUGGGAGCUUCGUGACGCGGUCUACGGCCUAAGCCCUCGUUUGAAUUGGUCCGCGGAUGAAGUACAAAAGCUCCAGAAUCUACACACAGAAAAUAUCUGGCACUGUGAGCAAACAUGGAAAGGCCACGUUUCCGGCCAGCUUAUGGAGGAAGCUCGGACCAUGGUCGAGUGGUGCAGCUGUCUAUUCCCGACCUUGCCAUGUCCGGUGGAAAGAUAUCAUGCCGCGAAAGCACUCGCACGGAGGGCACAGUGGCAGUAUCAAUGCAACUGUCCUCCUCCUCGCGCUAUCGACAUUGGAAAAAGGGAUGAUGAGAUCACCUCUGAAGCACUGAGCUAUAAAUUCGUGACUAGACGAUUAGCUACACAUUGCAUAUCACCGCUUCUACACGUGAGCUUCCGGGUCUUCCGCUGCUUUGGCUUUGUUUUCUGGGACCAGGAACGCAUGGCGGCGCUGGGUCUCCUGCCCUCACGGGACGGUUCUCCCGCGUUGCCUCAGGCCCCGAGGUCCGAAUUAGAUAUGUAUGCGCGGUGGGUGAGUAUUCUCAACGCGGACGAGUUGGAUGAAAUUGAGGAGAGAAAAGAGCACUUUGUGCCGGGAACGGAAAGACCUGUUUGUGGAAUCUAG